AUAAUCUGCCGGAUCAGAAGACGAGAAAUAUUUCUGGAUUUCGCGCCGAGUAAAAAGCAGAAUGGGUUGGGUGUGGAUAGAUGAACCGGGAGACGAUGCCGGCGGCGCCGCCGAAUCGAAAGCUAGCGAUGGCGGGCAGUGCUCCACCAGGACGAUGGUGAGGUCGCAGUGCAAGACAGAGGAGGUCGAGCCUGGAAAAUUCGUCCGGAAGUGCGAGAAGACUGAGGAGAUUCUCAGAGAUUGCAUCGGAAGGCCUACUGAAGUGCUGAAAUCCAAUACAGAGUACACUGAGGAAGAUGUCACAGAAGAAGUGGUAAAAGGUCGAUUUGCCUCAGAAUCACAUGGUGAAGGUCCAUUUACCUUCCCUGGGCUUCACAAUGACAUUGAGUCCAUUGAACGUCACUUCUUUGGUGGGAUCAACAGUCUCUUUGAAGCUGCUGAGGAGAUGAGGAAGAGUAUCUUUGAUGCUUUUGGGGAACCACAUGAUAGAGAAUGGGCAUCCUCACCAUCCUUCAGCCGUGGAGUACCCAUUGAAGAUCAUCCUGAGAUUGAAGUUUCUCCUAAACCAGAAGAGCCUGGCAAGAUUGAUCUUGCUGGUUUGGCUAAAGAUGUUUGAACUUUACCUGCUCAACAUUUAAGAAACUUCAUUUUGUCUCCCCUGUAAGGUUUACUGCCUUUUUGGUUUUUAAAUCUUCCGUUUAUUAUCAUAAUAGAAAACAAUAGGUGCAACGCUAGGAAGCUGUGAUCUUUUACAAUCUUCAAGCUGGUGGAUGCUUUCGGUAUUGGUAUAAGCUAGCAAUGGGUGGUAGGUAGCAUGUUUUGCUUUGAACUUAAAAAGGUUUUAGUGGACCUCAUUGCUGGGUGGAAUGUCAUGAACUUCCAAUUCUUA
Rubroshorea leprosula is the source of this 889-nucleotide messenger RNA. The record is from the annotation of a GenBank genome assembly. NCBI's taxonomy places the organism in Eukaryota, Viridiplantae, Streptophyta, Magnoliopsida, Malvales, Dipterocarpaceae.